Pongo pygmaeus (Bornean orangutan) is the source of this 353-nucleotide messenger RNA. Its product is annotated as isocitrate dehydrogenase [NAD] subunit beta, mitochondrial-like. Gene Ontology annotation, biological process: tricarboxylic acid cycle; isocitrate metabolic process. Bases 9 to 353 code for a protein of 114 amino acids. The transcript has a single exon. Gene Ontology annotation, cellular component: mitochondrion. The record is from RefSeq and is a predicted model, not a curated record. NCBI's taxonomy places the organism in Eukaryota, Metazoa, Chordata, Mammalia, Primates, Hominidae.
CGGGAAACAUGGCGGCAGUGAGCGGAGUCCGCUGGCUGACCCGAGCGCUGGUCUCCGCCGGGAACCCUGGGGCAUGGAGAGGUCUGAGUACCUCGGCCGCGGCGCACGCUGCAUCGCGGAGCCAGGCCGAGGACGUGAGGGUGGAGGGCUCCUUUCCCGUGACCAUGCUUCCGGGAGACGGUGUGGGGCCUGAGCUGAUGCACGCCGUCAAGGAGGUGUUCAAGGCUGCCGCUGUCCCAGUGGAGUUCCAGGAGCACCACCUGAGUGAGGUGCAGAAUAUGGCAUCUGAGGAGAAGCUGGAGCAGGUGCUGAGUUCCAUGAAGGAGAACAAAGUGGCCAAACAUUACAAUUAG